AUGGCCCUAACACAGCCUGUAUACAAUGCCUCCACCCCUCGGGGCGGCGACCCGACCAAAGUCGAUGUGAACGUCCAAUAUCAGGGAUUCGAGUGGAAUUACGUCUACAUUGUAUUUUGCGGCUUCAUUGUCUGGUUGAUCAUUCCAGGAAUUGGACUAUUAUACAGCGGUCUCGCGCGCAGAAAGUCGGCGUUGACACUGCUGUUCCAGUCACUCAUGAUUGUCGCAGUGACUACCUUCCAGUGGAUAUUUUGGGGAUAUUCACUGGCCUAUUCCCGUGAUGCAGGCCCUUUCAUUGGAACAUUGACCAACUUCGGAUUGAAAGGUGUGAUGGCUGCCCCGUCGCCAGGAUCAGCCGUCCUGCCUGAGAUUGUGUUCGUUCUAUAUCAGCUUCUUUUCUGUGCCUGCACCGUGAUGAUUGUUGUGGGAGGAGCCUUUGAGCGAGGCAAUAUGAUACCUUCGUUGAUUUUCAGCUUUUGCUGGGCCACCGUUGUUUAUUGUCCGGUUGCCUGUUGGACCUGGAACAGUAACGGUUGGCUGUAUAAUCUGCCAUCCUUGGAUUUUGCGGGCGGCGGGCCGGUCCAUAUUGCGUCGGGCUGGUCGGCGCUUGCUUAUGCCUUGGUUCUAGGGAAGCGCAAGCAUCUCGAUGAGCCUUCACAUGCGAAGCCUCACAAUACCACUCUUGUCUUCCUUGGUACGACACUGAUCUGGUUUGGGUGGUUUGGUUUUAAUGGUGGUUCCGCCCUCAAUGCUAGCGUCAGGGCCAUGCUCGCAGCCUUCAAUACCAACACAGCUGCAUGCACCGGCAUCCUGGGAUGGGUACUGGUAGACUGGAUUAAGACCCGGGGAAAAUUUUCCGUUGUGGGAGCGUGCCAGGGAGCCAUCGCAGGGCUCGUGGGAAUUACACCGGCAGCCGGAUUUGUCUCUGUAUGGCUGGCUGCGGUUAUUGGGUUCAUUACAAGCAUUGUGUGUGCGUUACUUCAAGACAUCAAUAACUGGAUGCACAUUGAUGAGGGGAUGGACGUGUUUAAGCUACAUGGAAUCGGUGGAAUGGUUGGGGCUUUCCUGACAGGUAUUUUUGCAUCGAGCUCGGUUGCUGCAUUGGACGGCGUGACCGAGGCCAGUGGUGGUAUCGAUGGCAACGGGAUGCAGGUCGGGAAACAAUUGGCGGAGGUUUGCGCCAUCAGCGUUUAUUCGUUCACCAUAUCAUGCAUCCUGCUCUACAUCCUGCAAUGGAUCCCGGGCAUGCAGCUCCGAGUUCAUGAAGAGGCGGAAAUGAUUGGAUUAGAUCGGGCACAAUUUGUGGACGAACAGAUUGGCGAGCGCGUUAUUUUAGCCGAUCUCUUUGCGUCAUCGUCACCAGGUACUACCAGUGUGGUGAACGAGGCACCUGCAAAAGUGAUCGGACCCAAGGAUUUCUAG
Messenger RNA from Penicillium pulvis, 1422 nucleotides. RefSeq names its product ammonium transporter. Lineage: Eukaryota; Fungi; Ascomycota; Eurotiomycetes; Eurotiales; Aspergillaceae. The record is from RefSeq and is a predicted model, not a curated record. Gene Ontology annotation, cellular component: plasma membrane. Bases 1 to 1422 code for a protein of 473 amino acids. The transcript is spliced from 5 exons. Gene Ontology annotation, biological process: ammonium transmembrane transport. Gene Ontology annotation, molecular function: ammonium channel activity.